UACGUCCGGACGUUCACUCUGGACAAGAGACUGGAGAUGUACAUCAAGAAGACGGCCGGCCGGGUCCUGCCCACCGUGGUCUACCCCGAACUCUACCGCAAGAGAUUCUGCGAAGCCAUCGACAGAUACUUUACCAUCGUCCCUGACAAGUGGACAGGCUUAGGGACAGGUUUCUAGCUCUCCAACAAUAGUCGUCUACUUGCAAACACAUCGAUUAUGUACACUCACAAUACGCAUGCACUUUGUUUGUUCUUUUGUGUCCAAAAGCACACGGUAUUCAAUUGUAUAUGCACUCUGUGGCUUUUUACUCUGUUUAAAACCUGUGAUGUUCACACUGGCA
Messenger RNA from Geodia barretti, 340 nucleotides. The record is from the annotation of a GenBank genome assembly. NCBI's taxonomy places the organism in Eukaryota, Metazoa, Porifera, Demospongiae, Tetractinellida, Geodiidae.